ACAAAUUUAAUUCUUGUUUUUAGUUAGUUACCGCCUCUCCGAUUGACGUGUUGUGUGUCGGUUUUUCUCUUCGGGGUUUUUGUGUGUGGGUCGAUUCGCGCGCGCGAUUUUUCCACGUCAAACACACACACAAACGUCGGUACGUUUCGCCGGGAUUUUCCGGAUUUCCGGCAACGCGGCUUGUUGUCGGCGGCGGGUGUUGUGUCGUACAAUAUACUAUUGUUGAUAUGAAACUUGCCCCGAAAAAUAAAAACAGCAGAAGCAAAAAACUUAAAAAUAAUUGAAAUUCCAGUUUGAAAACAACCUCACCGACUGAUAGUGGGACUGCAGCAGGUGAAAAAGUGAAGGGUGUAAGAAAAAAAAAAAAGAUUUAUUAAAGUACACAGCAGCCCUCAGAACCGCGGCGUUGUUUUGGUGUUGUCGAAAGUUGAAGUCCAAACUUCUUCUUGAGGAAGGAAAAAGAAGUGAAAAAAAAGUUGGAAAGAUUGUAUGUGAGUACGUAAGAGCGGAGCACAUCCAUUCCAUAAGGAGCCUGGAAAAAAUAAAUAACUUAACCUCAAAGAAAGCAUAAAAAAAAGGAAGAUUGAAGGAAAGUUGUUCCUUGUGUUGUUUGUGGGGGUUAAAAUAUGUGUAAAAUUUAAAAGAGGGUAGCUAAAAGGAGCAAAAAGUGUGAACAAAUAAAAAAUAAAGCAGCAAAAAAGGAAAGAUAAGCAAAAUCCGGGUGACACAGCGAAGAAGUUGACGUGUGAAAUAAGCUCAGUGUAGUUGGGAUUGCAGGAGCUUGGCCAGUACUUGUGUGUGGAGAUGGCUUGAUGUUUUAUCGAAGGUGUAGUGCUUUUAUUGGCGUUGUGUAAGCCCUCUAGAGAGUGUGAUUUGUGGCUUGGGCAAGCGAGAGAAGAAAAAAAAGUGCGUUGGUGCGUAGCAAACCAAUUUAUAAAAAGUUAAGAAGAAGCAAAAUAGAGGUAAUAAAAUAAAGCAGAGAGGAAAAAUCGAAGAAAAUAAAUAAAAGUGUAUUAAUCCACUUCAACGAGAAGGUCGAAACACGAUUGCGUAAGAUUAUAUUCGCUACACAUUUUUCCCAGUGUGCCCAGGAAAGCCUUACACUAGGAAAAGAAAGAAGAAUAACCAGGAAUCCAAUUUUAUUGGCAGCACUGAAAAAAGUGUCCCAAAACAAGCCGCCACCCCCCUUCCGAGUCGUUGUUACGUGAUCCGCGCUAAUAAAUUGGAAAUUGAAUAGAAGAAACCUAAUUAAGUGGGCGGUCGCAUUACACCAGAAGUCGACGUUUUAAUCGGUGGGGUCCACACGUGUGUGCAUGUUCGACGACGAGGUUUCGAGCUGAGCUUUCGAAACAGCAGUUUUGGCAGUUGUGUUUUCCAGCAGAGAAGGGGCAACAGUAGCAGCGCCGUCCGGCGGAGGUCGUGUUUGUUCUGAUUACUCAAUUUCAGAGAAUUACACCAUCAAGACGUCGUCUUCGGAAAAGCCGCCGCCAUCUCGGUCACAUUCAAACAGUUCUCAUGGGCCACCGUGGCGGAAAAUUGCCGCCGCGAUGUCCACACUCACUAGCAACGCAAACAGCAACAACAACAACCUUAUCAUCACCUCACCAGCGACCUCGUCAAGUUCCAGCAACAACAACAACUGCAACGCCAUCAACAACAACAACAAUCCGGGUACGCCGAACCAAAGCCAGAACCAGCAGCACCAGAGUGCGCUCGCUUCCGGCGUUAGCAGCGCCAAGAGGUUGCUUCCGUUUGCCCGCAGCAUGUCGUCGAACGGCGGAGCUGGCGUUGCUCCGGGUGGAACCGGUUCCACCGGUGGCAUUCCGGCCGAGUUGAACGUGGUGCUGCACGGGUACCACCGGAAGCUCAAGACGAACAAGAAAAAAUACUUUGUGGUGUACGACGAUCUGCCGAACAAGAGCGCCCGGCUCGAGUACUUUGACAGUGAGAAGAAGUUCAAGCAGUCGUGGGUGAAGAACAGCUCGGUGCAUGCGAAGCGCAGCAUCAUUCUGCGCAACUGCUUCAACAUCAACAAGGGGCACGACCCGAAGAAGCACGUGAUCGCGCUGUACACGCGCGACGAUUGCUUUAGCAUUGUGUUUGACAGCGAGGAGGAGCUGAACCGGUGGCUGAGGACGCUGUGGUCGCUGCAGCGGGGGGAGGAAGGAGCGGAGGGCGAGCCGCCGAGACCCACUUUUGAACACGUCUGGGAUGUGUUUGUCCAGCGGAAGGGCCUCGGCGACAGCUACGGCAUCCUCGGCAACUACCGGCUGUGCAUCACGGACAAAACGCUGUCGCUGGUCCGGAUCGGGCCCCCGACCACGGUCAACGGGGACAGCCGCGUCGAGCAGGUCGAGUUUUCGCUGGCCGCGAUUCGGAGAUGUGGCGCCUCGCAGCGUUACUUCUACCUGGAGGUCGGCCGGAGCACAAAAACCGGCGCCGGCGAAAUCUGGAUGGAGGCCCAGGACGCUAUGAUUGCCCACAACAUGCACACAACGAUCAUGAAAUCUGCCAAAAACAAGGACUGCGACAGCCUCGGCCCGAUGCGGAAUCGGUCCUCGUCGGCGAACGCGGCCUCCAAGCCCACCCAGAUGCUGGUCCGCCGCCAGACCCACACCGGCCAGAAGCCGAUCAACUGUUCGCCCUCUGGUGAAGAGCCGGGCUCGCCGGUCCCACAUGCAUCACCCUAUGCACCGGGUUCCGAGUCCUCCUCGUCGGCCACUAGCACUAAUACCGUAGUUAUGGUCCCGCCAAAUCCAAAUUCCGGUCAAAAUUCGAGCAAACCCAAUCAAAACCAACCGUCGUCGCCGUCACCAUCGACGGCCAGUGGGGGACCCCUCGGCGGUGCCAACUCCCCCUCCCCCUUUCCCUCGUUCCCCUCGCCGACGCCCUCCUACAGCGGCAAGAGCGCAAUCAAAAAGCCCAAACUGGCCCCGCCCCCCGAGGAGGAGGCCGUCACCCUGUCCUCGUACACGUCCCUGGUCCGCCAGCCGUCGUCCCCCGGGGGUGUCCUCCUUGCACCACCACCACCAGCACCACCCACACCGCCUGCAGCACCCUCACUGGCCAUUCUGCCGCCGUGCUCCAAUGGCGGCCCCGGCGCGACCAACACUGAGUUCCCACCACCAGCACCACCGAGUGACCACGCCGGUGAACCCUCGUCGACGGCCCUGAUGUUGCCCCCGUCGCCAUCGUCCUCACUGAGCAAGUACCCUCGGUAUCACCAGCCACAAACCCACCAGCAGCAAGGGCACCAACAGCAACAACCCUUCCAACCCUCCUGGCUCACCUCGUUGGCCAACGGAGGCAGCUCCGGAAGUUCCGAUUCGUCGUCCUGUUGCUCGUCGACGGCCAGCAUCCAGACGGCGAUUACGGCCUCGAUGAGGGCCGCUGCGGUGGCCGUCGUGGGGGGAUGUGGGGGUGGUGCCAUGUUGCCCCCACCGACGCCACUGUCCAGCGGCUCGUCCCUUUCGCUGGGGGUGUUGACGAGGAGGGGCGGUGGUAGUAACAGCAGCGGCGGCAGCUCCAGCGGUGGGAACAACUCCGGAAAUCCGCUGUAUCUGUCGACAAUUCCGUUGAGACGGCUGAGGAACUCCUUGCGGAGGCACUCGAUUUCAGUUACAUCCGCCGUGAUAUUCCAUCAAAGAGCUUUAUCAUUACCAAGCGCUACCCCUAUGCUAAGCCAUUCUCCCCAUAGCACCACCACCACCACCACCACAAACAUCCUCCACAACCACAGCAACAGCAACAGUGUUAGUAGCAAUCCUAGCUUUACCGGUGGUGGAGUUCAGCAGCCGCAACGAAUCCUGCUCGGUUCAACGCUCCAACCCGUGCACCACCGGACCCGGUCCCUCCCGCUGACGGAGGAAACGGCCAUCCGGAUCACCACCGGCGGAGGUUACAAUUACAACAAUGGGUCGUCGUCGUCGUCCUAUCAGCAGCAAUCAAACCGCAAACACCAGCAAUCGUCCAGCCUGUCGAUAGCGGCAUCAGCCCGGUGCACCUGUCCGUCGAUGCCGGUCAUCGUCGUCGGUCAUCACCAUCAUCACUAUAAUUUAUGUCCCCUGCACGGUGGCACCAUCGCUGGAGCAACGCCGACCUCCACGACCAUCCCGUCACCACCCGGUCAGGACUAUGAAAACAUGAAUAAAUCAUGCUCGUAUCUGCCAUCGUCGGCGUCCUCCCCGACGACCUGCUACGAGUCGUUGAUUGGCCAGAGCGGCACGCCGCAGUCCCGCAGCUCAAUGGAGAGCAUCAUCGAGGACCAAAAGUAUCUCCCGAUGGACAUGAAGAAGCCCCCACCGUCGGCGGAAUCUGCAACGGAACAACCCCCGGCAAAUCUGCAGUUCAUUUCGCGGCUGCUGCGAAGUUCGAAUCUCGCCAGCAGUAAGCAGCUGGCCGCGCUGAAGGUCGCCACCAGCGUGGCCGGGGGUACGAUGGAGGGUGGUACGCCGAGUCCGAGCAAUGGCGAGUCGCCGCCGGCCACGUUGAGAUGUCGCAGUGGAGGGGGACGGUCGGGAUCGAGGAGGAGUGCCGCCAUAGCCCGCGAACGCUGCGACAGUCUUCCGUCGCGCAACAGGACCUCGAGUGAAACCAGCACGGUAGCGGGAACGACCCAGCAACAGCAACAGCAGCAACUUCACCUCAACAGCGGCGGAAUGCCACCGCCGCGGACGAUUCCCUCUGCCUCGGCCUUCCACCAGCGGCCCCACUCGAUGGUGAUGGUCCAGAACCGGCAGAGCCACAGCCACAGCCCGCCCGUCCACUCGUCCCCGCUGAGCCCGCCGUCGACCGGGGCAUGCUCGACCGGCAGCGACGGGUCCUCGCUCAGCAUCGACGAAACGGACAGCUUCGUCGAUCCGCUCACCCCGGACGAGGGCAAUGGCUUUCCCAAGGUCAUUAAUCCGCUCAGUUCCGGAUGUUCGAUCCCGGAGGAAAACUCCGACGAGUACAUCCACAACUACGGCCGGAUCAACCAGCGGCUCUUUGGUCAGCACCGCUCGAUCGAGGAGUUUGGCAGUCAUUUGAGGCACAGUUAUAACUCUUUGUCGCUUCCAAUAUCGCAGGCGGUCAGAAGGGGCAGUCCGGCACCACCGGGAGGCCAUCACUCGCAGCUUCACCACAACCUGCAACAGCAACAGCAACACCACCACCAUCACCAGCAGCAGCAGCAGCACACGCCCCAGAUGUCCGGCUCGGUCGAGGGCAACUACAUGGACAUGUGCAGCCCCUGCGGAAGCUCGCCGGGCGAUCCGUCCGGCAACGGGGGCUACAUUCCGAUGUCACCGGUGGCCGAUUAUCCGAGGGGCCUCUACACGGGCAGCUCGAGCGCACACUCGCGCGCCUCCAGCCUCGCGGAGGACGUCCCCGACGGUUAUGUUCCUAUGGCACCCGGUGGCACCGUCGUCGUCGCCACCACCACCGCCAGCUCAGCCUCAACCUCAGCCGCCCCGGAAGAAUCCUACGUGGACAUGGAACCUACCAGCAUCCGCAGCAGUAGCACCCACGUCCCAACGCCGGGCAUUCCGACGCCUUCCGCCGGCAACGGGAACAUCAGCUCGGCGGCGUCCAGUUGCAGCAUCACGAGCGGCACUCCGUCGACGGAUAUGCGCUUUUCGGCGUACCACUUGGAGAAGGUCGAGGCGCGGUUUACGCCGAGUGAGGACGACGAGAUGGAUCGUCCGCUGCGGACGUACUCGGUGGGCAGUCGGUUGGAGCAUAAUAAGCGGAAGUUGAGGGUGGAUAUGCUGAGUUCAGCGGUUGAGAGUGGUGGUGCGGGGGGGAAUUCGCGAGUGCGGGCGUUUUCGGUGGGUUCGCGGGCGAAGGUUCCGCGGUCGGAGUUGUAUAAGGGCAGUGGUGGGGCGCCGAUUACGGCGCCACUGCUGUCGGCGGGGAGUUCGGGGAGUAUGCAGGAGAGUGCGAGUGGGAGUGGGAGCAUUACGAACACGUCGACGAUCGGAGGGAUGGUGGGGUCGGGGUCGAGUUCGAGUGUUGGGAAGGCUGGGGCGUCGGGGACGUCUGCGACGUCGGGUAAGAAGUCGAUUAGUGCGCCGGUGUUGGUGAGUAGUAAGCCGCACGGAUCGUUUGACCCGAUGGACGACCUGAUGGAGAUUGACUUUGGUGCGUCGUAUCACGGGGGAGAGCCGGAGAGUAGUACGCCGCAAAAGGGGAUGGGGAUGGAGGAUUACAUGGAGAUGGGAGCGGUUGGGGGAGCGGCCACUACGGCGAUUGAUACUGGUUACAUGGAGAUGAAGCCGGGUCAUUUGGCGCCGGUGCCGUUGGAGGAGAGUGACUACCUGGACAUGAAGCCGGGUUGCUACGAGCCAAACCUGUCGACGAAGAGCACGAGUUCGCCGAUCACGAUCAACUCGCCGAAGAAGUUCAAUGGUGGGGGUGGGGCCGGCGGAAGUAACAACAACAACAACUACCUGGAGAUGUCCCCGCGCGGUGCAGGGCCAUCGUCACUGUCUUCCUCUUCGCAAACGCAACGCAAAGUACCUUCGGAUGAUUACCUGAACAUUAAUCCGCUGAUGGUGGGUGGUGGAAGUGGUGGGGGUGCCGGAACCGGUGGCGACAGUGGCAACGAGGACAAGAUGACGCACGACGAGGACGAGCUGCUGGUGGCGCCGAGCAGUGCCCCGGAGGGUUACAUGGAGAUGUCCUGGAACCAGAACAAGUCUAGUCUUGGGGCGAAGGUCGAGCCGGCCGUUUCGGACGAGUACAUCAACAUGGAUUUCACGCGCAAGGAACUGCCCGAGUCACGGCUCAGCUCGCAACCGAUCGCGAUCCAGUCGGGUGGAUUGCGCGUCGUUGGGGACCUGAUGAUGGAACCAAAGAUGGGCGGUGCGCCGUCCAAUAUUCCAAACUAUCUUCCGCUGAACCCGGCCCAGCAACGGCACGGUUCGGCCCAGAUCGGGUUCAGCCCCCGGUCACGGUGUGACUCCCGGGACAGUGGCAUCGUGACGCCUUCGGGCAGCCAGGCAACGAUCUUCCCCUUCAGUCCGGGCAGUCCCAUCAAGCCGUUCGUCCAGGCGGAUCCCGACAAGUGCCUCAUCGACGGAACGAGCGGAACGCUGCUCAUCACCGAACUGGACGAGCACAGCGAAGAAUCGAACGAAUCCCGCGUCGAGGACCUCAGCCAUAACUAUGCGGAGUUGAGUCUGCAGCAACCUCACACGAGCAACCUCAAGACUGAAAAGAGUCGGCCAAGUUCCUUCAAGCGAACGUGCACCACGACGACGACCUGCACCAGCACGCGGACGUCGGCCUCCGUCGUGACCACCGUCAAAUCCGCCGCCGUCGAAUACCCGGACUACGUCAACUGCAGUCCCGUUACCACGCCCGUCACACCAAAGCCAACGUCCACUCCCAUGGCAGUGGGCGAUGACCAGGCCGGUGACUACGCCAUCAUGAACCCGGCCGCCACCGCCACCCUCCGCAAACUGUCCAGCACCUCAUCCCAAUCCGAACUGGCCACACCCUGCCCCAACAACCCAUCCUCCUCCACCAGCGACGUCGGUCUUCCUCCCCUCCUGGGCAAAAAAUCCAGCACGAUCGGCUUCCGGCCGAUCACUUCCAGCCAGGACGACGCCCUCCUCCGCAAAACCGCCAGCGGCGUCUCCCCCAAACCGGCCUUCGCGCGGCAAUUCUCCGAGCGCCGCCCCACCGGCACGGACGCCUCCGGCUACGAACUGCUCCAACGGUCCGCGUCCUCCCGACCCAACAGCGUCAACAGCGAAAAGAUCGGCUGCGGCACCGCCGCCACCAAAUGCCCUCCCUCCGCCGGCUCAACCCGGCCCAACUCCGCAAACUCGGACCGCCUCCCGGUCGUCAUAUCAGCUACCUCAUCGUCCGCUUCCUCCACCUCGACCCUCUGCGAAAGCAAAAACCAAAGCCCGAUGGCGUCAACCGCAACGCUAACCGACCAACCCAUCGUGUCCCGCCCACCCUCCGUAAGUUCCGAACGGGAGCUGCACUACGCCAGCCUCGACCUCCCCCCCUGCGGAACCAACCCGCCGCCAACGGCCACCCGCAUGGACGUCGACCCGGCGCCCAGCGAGGCCCCCACACCCGACUCGCUCAACUCCAGCCCUAGUCCCAACUCUGGAUGUACCUCGCAGCAGCCGCAGCCCCAGCAGGGCGCCUUCACGUACGCGCAAAUUGACUUUGACCGGACGGGGGCGCCGAUUCCGCCGAAGGCGGCCACCGGCGGGCAACCGUAAAAAGAGAGAGAGGAACCCUGAAACUGCCAAUCUGGGGGAAAACCCCUUCCCCCGGAAGAAGCCUGGAAAACCCUCGGCGAUUGUUUGUUAAAAGGUUCGCCACCUU
Molecule: messenger RNA, 8328 nt
Organism: Culex pipiens pallens (northern house mosquito)
Lineage: Eukaryota; Metazoa; Arthropoda; Insecta; Diptera; Culicidae
Gene: chico
Product: insulin receptor substrate 1
Exons: 13
Coding region: 1548-8222 (2224 amino acids)
Biological process (GO): insulin receptor signaling pathway
Cellular component (GO): cytosol; plasma membrane
Molecular function (GO): insulin receptor binding; phosphatidylinositol 3-kinase binding
Source: RefSeq, a predicted model, not a curated record